Messenger RNA from Seminavis robusta, 1313 nucleotides. The record is from the annotation of a GenBank genome assembly. Lineage: Eukaryota; Bacillariophyta; Bacillariophyceae; Naviculales; Naviculaceae.
GGAAAGUGGGGACCAGCCGGGACCCUGUUAGUAUGCGCAAAAGCUCUAACAUGUACCUGGUUCGUUUCGAUUUGCCCAAUCCAUGGAGAUUGCUCACCCUUAGCUCUCACAAAUCAACAAUCAAAAAGAUACAAAGAAAUCACUAAAAAACCAAACUACUCCUUUCCUAACCACCAACAGGAUGAAAAUCGUUUCUGCUUCUCUCCUUCUCUUGGCAUCCAUGGCAUCUGUCGUCGUCGCCCAAGGAAGCCUUCGUAGCACCACUUCAAAUUCCCCAAAGGCUCACCGUGAGCUGUUCUUUGGUAAAAUUGUUGAUGCAGUUGGAAAUGCAGUUGAUAAUGCUGGUGGCAUUGUGGAUACAGUGGGAGAUCAUAUUAAUAAUGCAGUUGGAGAAGCUAAUGGAAUUGUGGAUGCAGUUGGAGAUGCAGUUAAUAAUGCCAGGGAUGCAGUUGGUGAUGCAAUGGAGUCAGUCUUUGCAAAGCUCAUGCCUGUACUCACGGAUCGACUUGGUAGUGCAUUUAUUGAAGAGCUUGGGAAUCACAUGGAUCCCUUUCCUUUCAGUGGACACAACACCCGCACAUAUGCCAUGCUUGGCAACUGCACCGAUGAUGGCGCUGUUGCCAUUACCAUCAAUGAAAUUACUGGGCUUAGCAGUCUCAAAUUUGACAGGAUGACCAUGAAAACUAUGCCAACCUUCAAGGCCACCAACUUCAAGAUUAAAUGGGAUGGAGGAAACUUUGAAAUUCAGGCCAACAUUGGAAGGCUCCAAGUGAACAGUACCUACGCACUAACAUCCUCUGACUGUGGUAUGGAAGUGGAUGAAUCCAUGACUGGCAUUGUGGAGAUCACAGGGGUCAAACUAAGCUUCAAUCUGGACAUUGAUGGUUUCUCCAAGUACAAUGGACAGACCAAGAUUACUGACUUUGAGGUCAAAGACUUUGCCUUUGAUACAUCGGAAGCAGCAAUCAGUGGAGACACAGCUAUUGCCACUACUGUUUCCACGCCUGAUGGCGAUGUUCAAGUUAAUGCUGAUAUCACAGACUCCAUCGAAUCAUUUGUGGAUGAAGAGUUGGAAGGAACUCUCAAGGAUGUUUCUUUGACCUUGAUCAAUGACCUUGCUGAUGGUUUCCUUCCAAUGGUAAUUGAUUCUGGUGCUUUCACAGUUUGAGCUUGAGAAAGCAAAACAAACACAGCCCUUGCGGGAAGACAGCCAAAAUAGAAGAAGACAAAGCCGAUGCAUGUAGUAGAUCAAAGAAGAACAAGAAAUAGACAGUAGAACUAAAGGAAAGCAAAUAGAAAAAAUUUAGAGUGCC